This is a messenger RNA of Helicoverpa zea (corn earworm), 8066 nucleotides long. It is a transcript of the gene Stat92E, whose product is annotated as signal transducer and activator of transcription 5B. Lineage: Eukaryota; Metazoa; Arthropoda; Insecta; Lepidoptera; Noctuidae. Gene Ontology annotation, molecular function: DNA-binding transcription factor activity, RNA polymerase II-specific; RNA polymerase II cis-regulatory region sequence-specific DNA binding. The transcript has 21 exons. The record is from RefSeq and is a predicted model, not a curated record. Bases 259 to 2472 code for a protein of 737 amino acids. Gene Ontology annotation, biological process: cell surface receptor signaling pathway via JAK-STAT; regulation of transcription by RNA polymerase II; regulation of cell population proliferation.
CUUGCGCGGGUAGCGGGGCGGUAUGUUUUUGCACGAGUUUCCUUGAAGUUCACUUUUUUAUCAACGCGUUUUUGUCUCUCUCACGCUAAAACCGGUGUGCAAAUCUACACAAAAAUAAUGUUAAACAACCUCUAAAGCGUGCUGUGACGACAAAACUAUCAUAAAAGUGUUAAAUCAAGAGAUAUUUCGAAAAAGGAAACAUAACAAAUUGAGACGAGCUAUUGUUAUCAACGAGCGAAUUAAUAUAAUUGAGCCAAAAUGUCUCUCUGGGCAAGAGCUCAGCAGUUACCCCCUGAAAGUCUUCAGAAGGUCCGGACAAUCUAUGGGGAUCAUUUCCCCAUAGAAGUGCGCCAUUGCUUGGCGCCAUGGAUUGAGAGCAGAAUAUGGACUGCAGAGCCAGAAGAGCAGCAGCGAUUCUUCGUAGACGAGCUGGUGCAGGAGAUACAAGCUCACGCCGACCUGAUGCUGUCUCCCGACAUGUUCGUCACCAAGAUGAAACUCCUGGAUGCAGCCAAGAACUUCCAUAUGCAGUACAGCCACGCACCCCACGAACUGUAUGCCUACAUGCGACGCUCCUUAGCUCUGGAGAUGGAUGUGAUUCAAAACGCUAUGGGCACACCAUAUGUAGCCCAGCCGCAAACCGAGAGAAAAUAUAGUGAGCUCAUCACGGGUUUACAAACGGUCAGACAGAAAGUGAACAUGGUCGGUGAAGAGAUCAGAAGCCUGCAAGCCAAUAUCGAGUCCUUCUCGCUGCAGUACCAUGAGUGCUUGAAGAAUAAAGGCCACAUGAACUACCUACAACAGUCUAUGACGAAUGAGCGCCGCGACUUAGUCGCCUGUCUGCGCGUGCAAAUCGAAGAGACGGAGAGAAAACUCAAUGCGUUGGUGGCUCAAAUCAGCCAAUCCCAGAUGGAGCUGGUAGACCACAUGAAGGAGAACAUUGCUAACUUGCGUCAGCUGCAGAGCCAGGUCUUGGAUGAAGAGCUUAUCAAAUGGAAACGCGAACAACAACUUAGCGGCAACGGCGUACCCAUGCAGUCCAACUUAAACACCAUACAAGAAUGGUGCGAACUGCUAGCCGACCUGAUCUGGACGAGUCGGCAGCAAGUGAACAAUGUCGCCCGCAUCAAUACUAAGACUAUCGUGGAGUUGCGACAGCCGCAUCUCGCUGAGAUGCUCGACGAGAUGAGCAAGCAGGUUACCGGAUUGCUGUCCACUCUGGUUACUUCUACCUUCGUGAUCGAGAAGCAACCGCCGCAGGUUAUGAAGACCAACACACGCUUCACGGCUACGGUCCGUUUGCUGGUUGGGGGUCAGCUGAACGUUUACAUGACGCCUCCUCGAGUCAGCGUCGUAAUAAUAUCCGAACAACAAGCCCAGCUUCUCCUAAAAAGUGAGACCCAAGCCGGCAAGGGCAAGCAGCCUGUUGAAUGUGGUGAUAUUCUCAACAACACCGGCACUAUGGAGUACCAGCCGACCAGCCGCCAGCUCAGCGUGAGCUUCCGUAACAUGCAACUGCGUAAGAUCAAACGUGCCGAAAAGAAAGGCACUGAAAGCGUGAUGGAUGAGAAGCUUACUCUGCUCUUCCAAUCUCAGUUCAACGUUGGAGGAGGAGAACUGGUGUUCCAAGUAUGGACCCUCUCGCUACCCGUGGUGGUGAUAGUCCACGGCAACCAGGAGCCCCACGGCUGGGCCACAGUCACCUGGGAUAACGCCUUCAGCCCACCGGGACGAGUGCCCUUCGCCGUGCCUGAUAAGGUCACUUGGGGUCAACUGGCCGAGACUCUGCGUAUCAAAUUCUGCUCAGCCACUGGAGGUGACCUCUCGGAGGAUAACUUGAGAUUCCUCGCUGAGAAAAUAUUCAGUAUCUGCGCCGUCCCCAGGACUGGUCUGCCUCUCAACACCAUGGAGCUGAACGCCAUGCCCGUCUCCUGGACGCAGUUCUGCAAGGAUGCUCUCCCGGAGCGCAACUUUACGUUCUGGGAGUGGUUCUAUAUGGUCGUGAAGGUGACGAGGGAUUACUUGAGGACGCUUUGGUGUGAUCAUCUAAUCAUGGGCUUCAUCCAAAAGAAGCAAGCCGAAGAGAUGCUGUCCAAGUGUCCUGCCGGCACUUUCUUACUGCGCUUCUCAGACUCGGAGCUGGGCGGCAUCACCAUAGCUUGGGUCGGCGAGGGCAACGAAGUAUUCAGCUUACAACCCUUUACGUCCCGCGAUCUCAUGCUGCGCUCGCUCGCCGACAGAGUACUGGACCUCACACAGCUGCAAUUCCUGUACCCGAAUAUCGCCAAAGACGAUGUGUUCUCCAAAUAUUAUACUAAGCCUGAAAACGAAAUGCUAAAGAACGGCUACGUGAAACCUGUGCUCGUAACGACUCUGCCGCCGUACAUGUCAUCGUCGCCGGCGUACGCGCACUCGCCGGACUCGCACCGCAACACGCCCAGCGUGCAGAGCAGGUACAUGAUUGAUUUUUGAAAAUUAUUUUUAAUUUUCUUUUGGAUGCCGAACUGAAGUGAAAACUAAUUAGUAUUAAUAAUUUUUAGUUUUUACGUUUUUUUUACAUAAAUAUAUAUUUUAAUAAUUUUAUAUAAUAGUCACAUCCUGUUUUUAUACGCUAUAUAUAUUUUUUAUUACUUUUAAGAUUUUUUUACGCAAUUUCUUUUUUUUUUUGUAAUAAAAAUAUAAUUUUAGCUUAAUUUAAGCAUAGGUUUAUUUUUAAGACAGUCCCAAUUUUUUUCCAGUUUUUGGUUUUUGGUUUUAGGCCUCAAAAAUUUUUAUUCCUUAAACUGUUCACGUCAAUUAAUUUUGCAUAUCUAAAAUUAGCCAUUUGACUUGCCCAUUUAUUCGUACAGGUAUUGUCAAGAAGCUUUGCUUGUCCGAAGUUGGCUACUAUUGACUUUUCAGUAGUCAAAAAUAUAUUUAAUACAGCACGCACAAAUGACUAACUUCAGAAUUGCAAAGUUGAUUGGUGCGAACUUGUUAACUUGAAUGUAACUUUGUAGAUGUUCUAUCUCACGAAAGCGAGUGAGCCAUACUUGUGUGUGUAAACGUAUUUGUAUGACCGAAAUUGCUUUGUGGGUUUAAGAAACUUUCACAAAGCAGCCCGUAGUCUUAAGUGUUCAGUUUGUCACGUUGCUGUCGGACCUGCGUAUAUCUCUCUCCGGUGGUGUCGGAUUGUCGUCCCAUCGCGCCAUGAGAGUGAAGGAAUAGUGAGUGCACCUGUGUCCAAGCAAAUGUGCCUGCACUAUAAUAUGUCCUGCGCAGCUGACUGAUCUCCUUAUAUGAGCUGCCGUGGCCGAAAUUUGUAUGAUUACAGAGCGCGAGCGAGCGCGUAGUAACACAAUUAGCAUGUACAUUUACAGACACUAGUAUGGGUUAACCCGCUUUCGUGAAAAUUCAUUAAAUAAUUAGGUAUUUUCUUUUAUAGCUGCGGAACCACGAUUCUUCAACUGUAAUUUGGAGUUAAUUUUUACUAGUUAAAAUAUUAAACCAUGACUUUCUGUUAGGCUAGGUGCAAUGUUUUUAAAUCUUAAAUUGAAAAUUAGAAAAAAAAACUUUUUGUUUUAAAUUUUGGAUCUCAAUUUUUUAUAAAAAUAUAAAAAUAAUAUUGAGGUGGGUGUGAAAAAGUGUCAAAAAAUGUUUCUACAGUGUGGCGAAAUAUUUUAUUUGAGUUUUAUUUUUUAUAUGAUAUAAAUGGUGUUAAUGUGGUUUAUAAAUUACAAAAAACAAAGUAGAAAGGUUUUCAAUUUAUUUUUUAUUUUUUUAUAUCAUCAAUGACAUAUUUUUUACAAAUAAACAUAUCUUUUUUUUUACAAAAUUUUCUUACUGAAAAAAAAAUAUUUUCAAUCACACUGUAAAUAUUAGUUCCUAGUCUCGCAUUCUGUGUGUAAGCGUGAAGAUUUUGAAAAAAAAUUGUGAUCCAAAAUGAAUGUGCGAUUGGCACAAAAAUCUACAGUAUUAAAAAUUCGAUAUAUAGUUUAUAAUAAGUAUUGGCAUUUAUUUGUAAAUUAAUUAUUAUCUAAUUAAGUGCUUCGUCUGUAUCAGUAUUCCCUUUUUUAACCAACUUCCCGAAAAGGAGGUGGUUUAUUAUGUAAGUUUGAUUGACGGAAUCUGUAAUUUUUGUUAGUAAUAAAAAGAAAAAAUAACGUGAGAAAAAAAAGAAAAAUAAACAGAUUUUUUUCUAAAAAAAAAACAGAAAUUAUUGAUUUCGUCCAAUCAUUUUUUUCUCGUUAAUAUUAUAACUAUGCCAAAAUAUAAACUACGAUCAAGUUAUCUCUUAACUACCCACAAACAUUAAUUUGGCAUUUAAAAAAAUAAAAAUAAAAACAUAUCAUAUGUUUUCGACCAAAGCACAAAAGUGAGGUUCAGGGUUUAAAAACUAAUUUUCAAAAAUCUCAAAAAACACAACAUCUCAUUUUUGAAAAACUUAAAAAAACUGUAUUUUACUCCUUUUUUUUACAAAAAACUAGAUCUUGUUGGCUAUUAGAUGCACAGCGCAUUUUUGAAAAUCAAAUUGAAAAAAAUCGGCCUAUUGGUUUACAGUAUUUACUAAGGAUGAUUUUUUAUAUAUUUAUUAAACUAAAGUUUAAUAUUUUUAUUGUUACUAUCUCACUUAUAUUUAUCUAUAUUAUAUAUUAAAUAGUUAUUUAUCUAUACUAAAAUCUAUUAUAUUGGCUUUAAUUAUAUUUCAAAAUUUAUUAUAAAAAAUACAUUGUUAUACGAAAAUCAAUUAGAAAUUGUCUAUGACAUUCUUGAGCUUCAGAAAAAAAACUUUCAAGACUUAGUCUGAUAUUUUAGAUUUUUGUAAAUUGUGCGAAACACAAGUAAAAAAAACAUUUGACUGUUUAAAAAAAACCGAAUUAUAAUAAAAAUAAAUAUUCCGUCGAAAUAAACAGUGAAAAAAAACAUUGUAUACUGUUUUUUCAAAUUAUUUAAACGAAAUACUUACUACAAUUAUGAAUAUCAUUAACUAACUAAUAAAUAAAUAGGUAAAAAUAAAAUAGAUAAACACGCUUUUAUAAAAAUUCAAAGUUCAUUACAAGACCUUUCUAACAAGUCCAAACACAGCUAUGAUACGAUGUUUCAUCAUGAAGUGCCAAUUCAUAUCUUCCGGCUCCAUCAUCAGAUCAGUUCGACAGUACCAUAUUAUUGUAUUGUCAUCAGAACUACAUAUAGCUGUCAAUUUUCAUGACGCUACGAUCCUUGGAAGAUGGUUUUAGUUACCUUAGAUUCCAUUACAUAGUUACAUACAGGUCGACUUAAUAAAAGCGUGUUAAAAAUAAUUUCGUCCCUAAAAUAAUAAUUAUCACAUACAUAUUUACGAUUUUAAAAGGCCACAAUGUCAAUGAAUAACCGUCCUUCUCAACGUAUUAUUUUUAAAAUUUUAAAACAUUCUUAUUCCUAUUAUAUUUAAAUAAAAAUAUGUAUUUAUAUUCUCAAAAAACGACUGAUAUUUCCAUUAAAAUUCUAUCCCUCUUCUAUAUUUAGCGUUCUGUUGGUUAUUGAUCGUGCGUCUGUUGCGAUUUUGUCGUACGAUAUUUAAAAGCUACAAUAAAAUAUUUAAGUAAAGCAAUUUGGUAAAAAAACCUGUUUUUUUUUUGCCAAAAAUAUUUUUUUACUAGGUAUUUGAAAUUGGUAUUAAUAAUUUAAUUGCAAAAAAAAAACAUUUUUAACACAAAAAAAUACGUGUGGCACUCGGGGACUGCCGCGGUAAAGCUAUUGCAUAGCAUUCUGUAUCAACUUAUGCAAUUAUAAUUAUUUAUUUUUUAUUUUAUUCAUACAGUAUUUUUUUUUCUUUAAAUACUAUAUAAAUAACUAUCUCGUCUCGAUUCGAUAAAUACUUAUACACCUAUAUACUUUCUCACAAACAGCUGAUUAUGUAUUCGUCCGAUUUCGGAGCAGCUCGUCUCGAUUCGGGCGAGUUCCGUAAAGUCGUACAAUACGUCUAAUCGCACGACACACAGCGCCGUGUCGAAGACUGCCGAACUGACACGACGUUAGACGAUGCACGGCCUUCAAGCCACACCUCCGUGCCCGUCGGAGUGGGGAGCGUGAGGUUUUUUCGUUACGGAAUUUCUGGAUUUGGUCCCCGCGCUCAAGGCCUGCGAUAGAAGCUAUGCAAUAGCUUAAUAAGCAAUGCUUUCGUAUAUCUUUUUAUCGUGUUCGCAGCACGUUUUUUUUUGUGGUGGGGAACCAUCAAAUGACGCCCCCCGCUGUGGGUGCAGCGGGAGGGAGUGUCAGACUUUUACUGAGUAAAAUCCACCAUGUUCCUUUUGAAGCCCUUUGUGUACUAGCGCCGCGGUAACUCGCGCGAACAAUCCGGCACUCGAUAAGUUCGUAGCAAGAACGUAACUGCAUAUAAAAUAAUUUUACCUCUAUCUGUCGAUAAAAUCGCAAAUGAUUCUAUAUCGAUCAAUACUCAAUCGGAAUAUAAUAUAAGGCCUCUCGAAGAAUUUUCAACUCGAUUUAACCCGUUGAUCGAUCUUCGAUAAUAAUCGAUAUUUUAAAAGUAUUUAUUCGCCUAUUUGGGUCCAGGUUGUUGCAUUUUAAAUAUAUCCUUUUUUUCUAGAAAAUAAUUUCUCUUUAUUUUUAGGUUUUUUAAAUAAAUGUAAAAAAAAUACUUAAAAUCGAUUUUUUUCGGGAAAUGUGGGAAAAAUGAGUUUUUUUUUUUUUGGUAAUUUUUGUCACGUUUUCCCUAAGUUAAGUUAGGUCUCGAUUUUUUUACUUAAAAUCAUACUUAUUUUGAUUAAUUUAAAAUAUUGUUCAUGAUGAAUUUAUUGAAUUAACAAAAAUAAUUUUAUCUCUAUUUUCUUUGUAUAAAUUCGGUGCUAAUUUUAAAUUAAUCUUUUUUUUUAAUUAAUUAUAAUUUUAAGUAAGUACAGUUUUAUUGAACAUGACAUUUAAAAUAAGUUUAUUUUUAAGUUAUUUUUUUUUAAUAGUUCGGAUAUUGCAAGAGCGUUUCAGAAUUUAAUACAUAUCUUUUUUUAUUUGGCAUAAAUAAUUACCGAGUAUGAAUAGCUGUAUUAAAAUUAUUCCGUGGUAUUUAACUCUACAAACAAUUUUAUACAAAUCUUGGUUAAAAAGUUAGGUAAAUUACUUAGUUGAUGUCCUAAUAAAUAAAUAAUAACUAAUAAAACAUCUUAAACAAAAUAAACUUUGCUUUAAAGCAAUCCCGUAACGAGUAUGAAUGUGAAACGUCAAAGUUGGCGCGCUUUUUCCAUUUUUGACAUCUGUCAUUUAAAUGUCAAGCUACCAAAUACGAUUAGGUUAGGUUUUAUUGAAUGUUGUAUUUAUAAGUAUUACUAAAUCGGUCAAUUAAAUUAAUUAAAAAAAAACAUGAAAUUACUCUGACAAGGCUGAAGGAAUUUUUGAAAGAAAAAAAAAUCAUAAAAAAAAUAAUGUUUUAAUUUUUAUUUUCGAAAAGUCCUUCGGUUUUCGUGUCGGUGUAUUGAUUUUCUGAUUGGUUAAAUAGUUAAUAAAAUUAACGAAUUUAUGUGAAAAAAAAAUAUCUUAUAUGGGUGUGACUAUUAUUCCUAGUUAGGCGUAAUUUGAUAGGUAAUCAAAAACUAAAAAAUGUCUGCUCCACACAGGUUUAUUCAGUAUGGUCACUGUUCGAUUGACUUUUUUUCUUUUAUUACAAAAAAAAAUCUUAAAACUGAAAAUUCUUAUAUUUGUAUUUUUUUUUUAAUUCUGAUCGCUCAUUUUAAAAUUAGUUUUCGGAAAUAUUUAAGAAAAUGGGCUCAAAAUUUUCACCUUUUUAUUUGUGGAGCUAGACAACCCAACUUUGGUUAGUCAAAACUUUACAGUUUCUUUUUUGUUUUUUUCCAAAAUUGCCUUUAUCGAAAGAUUUUUCAGUUUGUGUGACAGUAAGAUUUUAUUUUAUAUAAAUUAAAUCUCGCUUUUCGGUCACUUUUUAUUCGUUGUUGAGAAUUUUAGAAAAAAAUGUAAAAAAAAAGUUUUGACGGACCAAAGUGAUUUUUUAUCAUUACAUGAGAUUGUUAUAACGUUGAACGCAUGUAUGUAUGUUUUGAAUUCGAUGUAUUUGUAAUAUUAUAUGUGACAAAAAAUUA